AUGGCCUCGCUAGCUGCUGCUCGCUCAGUAUUGACAAGGACUCCACAGAUCCACAAGAGGGUCUUUAUCUCUGCAUUUCAUUCCGCUCGCCAGAAUAGUGUGGCCCAGGGAGUAACGACGAGCGGGAGUCCAAAGUACCCCUAUAUUGCAGGCGGACCUGUCCUCCGAGGCACAGUCAAUGACCCCACACCAUUCCCAACACCGAACCGUAUGCAUGGCUCGCAUCAUUGGGCGUUUGAGCGCUUGCUCUCAGUCGCGCUAAUUCCCGCGACCGUUUCUGCUUUUGUCGUUUCUCCUACGGCGUACCCAGUCCUCGAUGGCGUGCUUGCUGUCGCCCUUGUCGUUCACUCUCAUAUUGGCUUUGACUCGAUGGUUGUGGACUACCUUCACCCCCGCAAGUUCGCCAUUUUGGGACCAAUCAUGAAAUGGACCUUGCGCCUGUUAACCACUGGAACCUUAAUAGGAGUUUAUCAAUUUAACACUGAAGAUGUUGGAUUGUCGGAGCUCGUUCGUCGCGUUUGGCACGCAUAA
This is a messenger RNA of Rhizoctonia solani, 531 nucleotides long. Its product is annotated as succinate dehydrogenase subunit D. Gene Ontology annotation, biological process: tricarboxylic acid cycle; mitochondrial electron transport, succinate to ubiquinone. Lineage: Eukaryota; Fungi; Basidiomycota; Agaricomycetes; Cantharellales; Ceratobasidiaceae. The record is from RefSeq and is a predicted model, not a curated record. Gene Ontology annotation, cellular component: mitochondrial envelope; membrane. The transcript has 5 exons. The coding region runs from base 1 to 531 and encodes 176 amino acids. Gene Ontology annotation, molecular function: ubiquinone binding; heme binding.